Messenger RNA from Fimicolochytrium jonesii, 1718 nucleotides. RefSeq lists its product as uncharacterized. NCBI's taxonomy places the organism in Eukaryota, Fungi, Chytridiomycota, Chytridiomycetes, Spizellomycetales, Powellomycetaceae. The coding region runs from base 159 to 1622 and encodes 487 amino acids. The record is from RefSeq and is a predicted model, not a curated record. The transcript has 2 exons.
GGCGCCGAGCGUGGCCAACAGGUCUGAAGAUGGUGACGGAAUGCGACGUCCCAUAUGAGUGCAGCCCAGAAUUCUAUAGGGGAUAACUGAGAGAAUUCUGAGUAUAUCAAAUUACUACUCCCGCAUUCUGUCUGUAAAACCGUGAAAAGAAGGGAAAGAUGGAAGCGCCAAGGUUGCCUCCCCGCCGAACGCAGAAUAACGGAAAACGAGGGGAAGCCUCGAACGCAGGUUCAACCAGAAGCCUCGUUGCAACAUCAGCGACCGACCUUCAGCCAUCCCAGCAGCACGAACAGGGACCGCCAGUACGACGCCGGCCAAAAGAGGUGGAAGAGAUACUCUCUCGUGCCCCAAGCGUACCGUCGACUUGGCCGCCGGAGGAAGAGAUGGAGACACAUACCAGUCAUGAUGGGGGCCAGGAGGAAGUCGACGGGAUAGCGCUGAGACUCGCGGCUGUGGGUGUGGACGAUGCGCCUCAGCUGCCGCCUAGGAACGAUAAGUAUCGCGAGGCGUUUGGUGAUACCGUACCCAUCGACCAGCCCCCGCCGCCGUAUAAUGCGGAAUUCACGCCAAAAGUUGCGCAUUCUGGCGUUGCAGCUAGUGAGAAACGGCGAACCGUUAGCGAGACGCCAAGUCUGCCAAAUGUCACAGCUGGAGAACCGCAGGCUCCCGCGAUACAGGUCACACCCAUCGAAGGUGCCGAUACCGACGCUCCUACAGAAUCGCCGCAACCUGCAUUACACCGCCGAUGCUAUUCCGACAUUUCCACUGGAUCGCGCGAGAGUGAGCCGUCCGCGCCGCCAGAAGGUGCAGUGAAAGGCCCAGCAAAACCACCUCGGCAUACACAUCUCAACAGUCCAGACUGGCGGCUGAGAUUUGCGGAAACGCGGGGGCACGCUUCGGAUGUGGAGGUCCGUUCGUAUCCAGACGCGGAAGAUGAACAGGCAGAAAAGCUCGAAGCGAUUGUUCCGCUUGAGCCGGAGGUGGGAACGAAAGUAGCAGAAAGCAGCGGCAAUGGUAAUAACAAUGGGCCACCAAGUCCAGGUCCCGGUCCUGGCCCUGGCCCAAGCGGCAAUGGAUCUCCCUACUUCCCCCGAUCAAGCACCAAUCUCUCCACCGCACCCAUCGAGUAUCCCACCCUCAGCCACGCACCCGCCCGCAACCCACUCCACCCCGAACCGACCUGGGUGGAACUCCGCGAAGAAUGGGAACCCGGCAUGGACCCCUCCUUUGGCUCGCGUGCAAAGAUUUCGAGUUUGUUCACGGGAAAGGGGUGGAAGGAGACGCCGUGGAAGAAGGUGUGGAUAGAAUUGGUACCGGAGGAUGGGUGGAAACUUGUGCUGUAUGAUGUCGUGAAGGUUCGUGCGGCGAAUGGGGAGACUGCGUACCAGCGGAAGAGCAAUACACCUCCAGUACAGGUCCUGAGUCUACGGUAUUCCAGCGUUACGCCGCCUCGGACCGGGUACGGCUCGAGCAGACCGGACAUUUUGUGCAUACGACUCGUGAGUGGGAGAUAUAUUGUCCUCUCCUUCCCGUCGUCUACGUCGCGGUCAGCUUGGUCGAAAGGUGUGAAGUCUGCCGUGGAGAUGGCGACACGAGCGCCACUUCAACGGGGAGGUGGUUAGAAAGAAGAACCCGUCCCACAAGCAUAUGCAACACAGACAAAUCAUAGCGCAAACGUAAACCAGUGGCUCCUUUCUCCUAACUGAGAUGGCAAAUGG